Molecule: messenger RNA, 30260 nt
Organism: Xyrichtys novacula (pearly razorfish)
Lineage: Eukaryota; Metazoa; Chordata; Actinopteri; Labriformes; Labridae
Source: the annotation of a GenBank genome assembly
GGGGGCUGUAUUUCCUCUGGGUGAUAUAACUCCUCAAACCCAUUAAUAACGCAGCCACCAGCGGUCACAUCAAUCUGUGGCUGCAGACACGAGCCCACGGACAUGUAGGUGUUACUGGCCCGUGUGUGGUCACGUGGUCAGCCGCCGUUGAACUGAAUGGAAACAGGAGCAGCUUGUAAAUCAGCUGUGACAGCGAGCUACGUGUGUUUCUUAUGAAGUCAAUACAUGGGGGAUCACUCAGGGAUUUAUGAAUAGGGGGGAAGCAGUGUAGAAAAAAAGGUAAAUUAGACGAGUUAGAAGAGGUGUAUGUGUCUCACACAGCUGGGGUGUAUUGAUAAAGUGGCAUUAACAAACACAAAAGGUGUGUGUGGUGUUAAUUUACACCUUUAAAGUGGACUUUCUAGAGGAAGUUUACGCCUGUAUAAGUUAUGAAGUCUUUGCAAAGGUGCAAAAGUGCAAAACUUAAUUAAAGAUAAUUCACUUGAGUUUCUUUUCAUCCUGAUGAAUUAAGGCCGGACUUCACAGCUCAUAGUUUCAACCUUUUCAUGACGUCGAGCCAGUUGUUUUGGUCCUCCCUGCCCAAUCGGAGGCUCCGCUCACAUUCUACCGGAGCCGAAAUGGGUCUAUUCAUGCCGCGGCUGGCUCCGUCCUGCCGUAAGUACCACAACGCCCUUUGUCGGGGGCUCUGUGGUACCCGACUGCUGCUUUAAACAGCAGCACUGACAUGGAAACCCCAUUGCAGCUGCAGAACGAUUUCUUCCCAGAGCAGCAGCAGUUCCAGCACUGUAAGUACCAGCACUACUGCGGGCGCGAGGAUCGGCACGGUAAGCAGCAGCAGCAGCAGCAGCAGCAGGCGCACGAGCACUGCUGCACCUGCAAUAACUGCACCUGUGAGGCGAGGAAAAGCCUCGUCUUUCGCGGGACGUCGCCGACCACUGUGGGAACUUUAAGGACACCUUCGGUAGCGUCUUCGAGGCAAGGUUGCCAAUACAGCGUCUGCGAGUUCACACCCUCUAGUCAUGGUAGUUCAACCAGGAAUCAUCAUCAUCCUCACCAUCAGCAGCAGCAGCAGAAGAAGCAGGAGCAGCAGCAGCAGCAGCAGCAGUGCCGCGGUCGGCAGCGGGGCAGCCUGGGCAGCAGCCACAAAGACAGUAACUCCUACAAUGAAAUAGCCAUGAGCAGCUGCAGAUACAACGGCGGCGUAAUGCGGCCGCUGAGCAACUUGAGCUCGUCCCGCGGAAACAUACACGAGUUUGAUUCCGAGUCCCAGCCUUUGCGGCCCAUCUCCCCCCCUACUUUAGUAUCCAAACCGGAGAAUAAUUCCACCACCCUCAUGCCGCACCCCGGCUGCGGCCACAGCGGAGGCAAAUCGGGGAAAAAGAAGAACCAGAACAUUGGGGAAAAGCUCGGGCACAGGAGGGCCCUGUUUGAGAAGAGGAAGCGGCUCAGCGACUAUGCUUUAAUCUUUGGGAUGUUUGGGAUCGUUGUUAUGGUUAUAGAGACUGAACUCUCGUGGGGAGCCUAUGGAAAGGUGCGUAUUUUAUCCGAACUGAAGCUUGUUAGGAGUUGAUUUAGUGGUAAGAAAUCGCUUUGAAAUGGAACAAACUUGUGUUUCUUAAAAAGUGUUAUACAACGAGAGAAAGAAAGAAGUCGUGUCUUUCUGCAAAGUGUCCCAUGUAGUCACAUUGUCACAUGCAGGCCAACAGGCCCAACAAUAAGGGGGAACCCCUCCAGAACAAUAAGAUAUCGCAUGUCACAAUUUGUCAGCUUAAUUAUAACUUAGAUGUCCUCUGUGCUGCUGAUUUUUCCUCACGUUUUAAUGCCUGCUUUUAAGCAUGAAUGUAUUUGAUAUCACCAUGUUGUUGUGUGUGUUGUUGGGCUUUAGUGUUGUUGCUCUUUUCCAGGAGUCCCUGUAUUCAUUAGCUCUAAAAUGCCUGAUAAGCCUUUCUACAAUCAUUCUCCUGGGGCUGAUUAUCAUAUACCAUGCGAGAGAGAUACAGGUAAUGUACAAACUCCUUUGUUACUCUUUAACUCUUGGUGUGAAAACGCUCAGCAGUAUAUUAUAACAGUUCAUGUCUUAUCUAAUGUGGGGGAUAUGUCAUGGAAGCAUUUUCUGCUCUGUGAGUUUUGUCAGAUUUAAGGAAAAAAAAGUUUUUGUAAAAGCAAAUUUCUUGCUGAAAGUAUGAGAACAUGUGACCAGACACAGAAAAUAUCUUUGCAGCAUAAACAUUUUUGAACUUUUCUCAAAAUCUAUUAAUCCCUGGAUUUGCAAAAACACCUAUAGAGGAUAUUCAAAGUCUCUACUUGGCAAAAAAUGAUCAGUUUAUUGUAGGUUUAUAUUUAAUUCAGUAACUCCUCACAGUGCUCAUUGGGUGCAUAUAGAUUGUCAGCCCUCCCCUGAGGCGUUUCAACACUCGGACAGUUUUAUGACCUUGCCUCAGAGCAUUGUUGCAUUACUUUCAGUACUGCCUGCACUUCAGCUCUUGUGUCUUUAUGGAAGAGACAGAAAAUUAAUAGUUUCUGCAGGGCGAGAUGCAUGUUGCCAGGAAGCUUUCAUGCCUCAGAUGCGGCCUUUUGCCUUUUUUUCCAAAUUAAAUCAACUUAAAAGCAAACUGCUUGUAAAGAAAUGCAGCUCGAGCGUUCUCUCGGAUGCCGAAUGACAGCAUGUUUAAUCAUGUUAAUGGAUUUCCUUUUACACAAGAUGGAGACUUUUUUUUUUUUAAAGAUCCCUUUGGCUGAAUUGUAUGAGCUGAUUUAGCUGUUUUCACCUGAUUUCAUUCAGAAUGUAAAAAAGGUCUAAUUAUAAAAAGGAAUACACUGAACAAAAUUAUUCCACUUUUUGUGUUAGCUGGAGUGUUUCAAUCAGCCUUGUUGGUAUUUUUAGUGCUUCUAGGUCUCAGGGGAGAAUCACUCAUUGAAAUAGCACCACAGUAAAAUGUGUCGUCCCCUUCAGAUGUCUCAUUGUAAACCUUUCUUUAUGAGGGAUGAUAGAAAUGCACACACACCAUUAUCAUAUUUCAAUUCAUAACACAAGUGUUUCCAUUUCCCUUGCAGACACUUGCCCAGAAUCGUAAAUUACAAGUUUGCAUGAAAGCAUCACAUUCACCCUUCCCUCCCUCUGCCUCCUCACCUAUUCCUCUAAUCCUGCUUGAAUUAUUUCAUUAAUAAACAGAGACUUUUUCACCUCUGGCUCGUGCAAACUUUUCGUCUAUGUUAAAUACUGGAGCGAUUUAGUUGUGAGUAAUGUGUUGAGAAGGUGCAUUUUUCAUCACAGCAGGUUUCUACUUAAAGAGUGUUGUAGCAGAUUGUGUUAAAUUGGUUGUCAGGCUUAAGAUUUACAUGCAUGGUUCCUGUUAAGAAUGAGCCAGUUUAAUGCACGAGCAAAGAAAUAUAUACCAAAUACUUUUAGUUAUUCUAUCUGAUAUGAUCUGUGAUACAGCACCACUUUUCUACUGACGAGUACAGUGAUGAUGGUGCAUUCAGAGACCUUGAAUUCGCUUUUUUAAACGUCAGAACUAGUCAUGAAGCAAUGUUCUCUCAUUCACAACACUCAAGCUUAAGUAGCUUUGAUUUUAGCUCUGAAACAAGCCUUUCCUUUCAUUCCUGUAAGUGUCAGAAGCUGCACAUUUACCUAACAGGACGGCUGUUUCAAACCUCUUUGAUGCAGACUCCUAUGACAGUAACGUGGAUGCCUUCAACAUUUUUCUACUUUUGCUGACCUAGAAAACUUUUUAAAGGCAAUUGUUUUCUUUAGAUUUCAUUACUGCACUUUUUGCUAUACAUCCCCCCUUUCACACUGAUUUAUAUAUAGUUUAUUCAAAGCCUGAAGCCUCUAAAUGAAUCAGAAACAUCGCGUCACUGCAGUGUGUUACUCACUGCCUGCUACUUUGUGCGAGUUGGGUUUUAAGGACUGUUUGCUAAUUCAUCAAGUCCUCUUUGGAACAAACUAUCAGCUGCUUCCUGUAAAGUGACUCUGUCUGACUAUUUAAAUGCAGUUCCUAGUGUUUAUACUUCAACUUCCACAGCACCAGCUGCUCCUUUCCUUCCCUGCCUGAGGGGCUUUUGUGCCUGUCGUUGCUAGUCUGUCAUUACUCGGUUCCUGCAGACUGACAUAUGUGCUUGCACUCACACACUCGCACACAUACACACACAGACAAAUUAAUUCUACAUCUAUCAGGCUAAUGACUCUACAUACACACACCGUGGCUCUGGAUGUGUGUGUGUUCCCACUCUGGUUCUGUUUUUCCUUCUUUACUCACAUGUUUUAUGUUUGUAAGGCCAGCAUAGUUUUUUUUUUCGUCUAGUAAUUAGUUUUGACUCCUGAGCUGAAAUUAUAAUGACUGAAGUAACAUCACCUGAGGCACUCGAACCGACUUUCUCAGCCACGAGAGGCCUCGUACAGCUCUGUUUCAAAUGUGUUGUACUUAGGACCUCUAAGCUUUAUAACUCACCACAACUUAAGCAGUUAUGUGCUCUUACCUCUUAAUGUGGACUCUUUUUUAUUUUUAUUUUGAAUUAGCAACCCUCUCCUCAGACCGCAGCAGACUCAGCUGACAUUACAUGUGGUAGUUUGUGGGCUUUCUUUGAAGCCACUAAGGCUUCAGAGAACUUUUCCCUGUGUGUCCUGUAGACCUACUCUGUAUUUCUUACAAUAUUAUUGUGAAAGACUGGCAUUACAGACAUAACCCACAAUUUAACUGCCUGCAGGUGGGCAAGACAUUUGAGUGUUUUAUUUUUUUAUUUUUUAGUUGUUUUGGGGCAUUUUUGCCUUUAUUAGACACGAAGGCUGAAGAGAGAGUGUGGGGGCAGACAUGCAGCAAAGGAUUACAGCCUCCAUACCUGGGAUGCUGAGACUGCUGAGCCAUCAGUGACCUGAGAUUUCAGUGUUUUUAUAGCAGAAGUGGCCAGUGUGGCCUUGAACGUCUAGCCUGUAUGAAUAAGGAGCAGAAGCAACUUUAUUUUCUGAUCACUUUUUUUUGUACAGACAGAUUCAUUUGCAGUAUUUAUUCAUCUUCAUGUUUAAUUCGCAGUGCUGAGGCUGACUUGAGUGACAUUACCCAAGGCAGUUUAUCAGAUGUUGCUCCGUUUUCUCUGGAGCCCUAAGUGUUGACAUUUUUCUAUACUCUGUAGCAGGCUAAUCCCUUAAAACUGUUCCUGACUUGUCUGUGUAAAAUCGGUGAAGGUCCCCUUCAAAAAUCUGCACUCUGGCUGUGCUUGAAUGAUGUUGGUUGAGUAACUUUAUCAGAUAUUAUACAACUCUUACCUUAGGCUGUGCUGUACUUGGAAGAAAUAGACCUUGAAAAGAAAGAUUGUGAAGUUUAAAAGGUUCCUCUCUGACAGAAUUUGACCCUCCCCUCCUGGUUUGUGACCCUGUCCUCAUGUAUGUCAUGGCUGUUCAAGAACCUGCAGUGUUACGUCAUUGGUAGACAGUUAUUUAUUUGAGAGUGUACUUUUCCUCGUGUAAAAUUUGGCUCCUGCAGCGAAACUGAUUACACAUGCACACCCAUGUGUACCCACAGAUGCCUGUCAGAUGUAGAGCAUAAGUCAGGAUGAUGAAAUAUUUUCCAACCACUUCUCGCCCCUUAAAACUGAUUUACUUGUCAGACUCGGUAAAGACUGUGCCCUCUCAUUUUUAUUGGGUGUAACAACAGAAAGUUUUGACGACUGCAAACUCUAAAGGUCAGGGCAGACGGGAUGGAUGUUGGACACCAGCUGUCAUUAAGUGUUCAGGGAGACAUCUGCUCUGAUGUUUGACCUACUGAGCCAUGUGUAUUAACAGCAAGAGACUUGUUCGGCUAAAUGUCCUCAUAUUUGUCCCAACGAUCUACAAUUAAGAGAAGCCCUUUUAAUGUCUAAUCCCCAUUUGGGUAGAUGCUGUUGUUUUACUUUAAACUUCUCCUUGAAGUGCUAUCGGAUUCGGUCCCAAUGAGGUCUUUUGUUGACAGCUGGCAUUACGCCCGUGUAAUUUUUAGACUUUUAGUUGGGUUGAGUUUGCUGUGUUGGCAGGCAGCUACUUACGGUAUAGUACAAAAGGAAAUGGAGAGGUUAGAGUGUGUCGCUGCUCCGUGACUUUGAUCUGUCAUUGUCAAAAAUGAGCCGUGAUAUCUCCCUCUUUUCGGUGUGUAAGGUUGGUGUGUUCACCUUAUUCCUAAAAACAGACACGAGCUGACAUUUCCUUCAAAGUUUUCUCUUCCUCUCACAUCAAAAAGCUCUUUGCUGAGGGGCGUUUGUGUUCAGGCCAUCUCUGUGUUGUUGUACCUUGUGAUGACAGUUCUGCUGAGUUUCCUUAAACUAAUUCAAAAUGCUUUUGGGGAGCUGUUCUGUCUUUGAUGUGUACUUUUUCCUGAUAAAAGUCAGCGCUGAUGUUCCACAGUCACGCAGUGUAACAAUUUUUAAUCUGCAGAAAAGAUAAAAUAACAACACAUUGCCUAAACUGUGCCAGCACAAUCCUGCCAAAGUCAAACUUGGCCCGCGCUUGUCAGACCGCCCCUGGGUGGUGCGUAUGUGUCAGAGAUAUGGUGUAACUGCAGGAGACGCUCUGCAUUUCUCACAGUGAAAUCUGCCCUGUACCUGAGACUUCAGACGAGAGUCAGAUAACCAACGCUGGCUGGUGACCUCGAUGUUUUCACUGAAUGUACGGGCUUUCAAGGGCAGAGAUAUUCAGCCUCCCAAAGAGCCGAGAAUCCUCAAAAUUAUUAAUUCAUGGUUUCAGUGAAUUGUGCUCUGCAUGUGACUAAAAACAUGCAGAUAAUUCGAGUCUUGUAUUUUGUGCAACUUGGCUGCAGCAGCAACAACACUUAAAAGAAAGAAAGAUUUAUACAAGCUUGUACUUUCGCUGAGAGAGGAUUUACUUUGCUUGAAUAGAGGAAUGCAAAUGCAAAUGUGAGACUUAAUUUCGGAAACAAAAGCAAACUGAAACUGCAAUGGCCUCAGAUUUACUCAGCAAAGUGGCCUCUUAGUGGCUCGCUUUGAUAUCAUAAAUAAAGCAUUGCAUUAAUGUCUAAUUGGGCUAAACCUCUCAACCUAAUUCACUAAUGAGAUUGAGCGAUUUCAUUCUCACUGACAAGAUAUAUGUUCCCAUCUCCACAUUACACAGAUUAAAUAUUGAGCUGGACUCCAUUAGUUAUAUUGAGCGUAGUGAAACCAGUAACCAAGUCAGCUAGCGUCGCAGGUGAGUCCCAGUGGGACUGCCUGCCACAGGACAAGAAAUGGUCACAGGACGUGUUCUGUGCUGUUAUCCUUAAACCUGACAUGAAUGAAACGGUCACAUUAUAAGAGAGGGAUGCAGUCCAUGUGAUUGAAUGGUCCAUUGGCAAACAAACUGAAUGUAUAAGAGAAGCUAGUGAUGGCUGGAUUUGUCCUCAUUUUGAAUGAUCAAUGUAUUGAGUGUUUUUCCUCUUUGAUCUGUUGUGCAGUGUAGAGGCUUUGCAUAUGUGCGCUGUAUGUGCUCCUCUGCUUUAUUCUCAUUGUGAAGGUACCAUCGGGUAUACAGUGAAGAGACAGGUUCAGAUAAAGGCAGGUCUCAGUUCUGAAACAGGCAUGAUUGAGUCCAGAUUUAACCACUAAAAUAGUCAAUUAUGGAUACAUUUAAAGGGCUAGUCAACUCAUUUUUUAAAUAAAAGAAUACCUAACUAUGUCGAUCAUUUUAGUUUGAUUUCAUUUUUGUCAGUCUGGUAGCUUUUCCAGAGUAUCUGGGACAUCGUGCCUUGAAAUAAAUGUGACUCUUUAAUUUUUAGCCAGUCUCCCAGCAUGCCAUAUGUGGCGGUCUGUCAGUUGAUGCUCUGCUUUGGUCCAAGGACGACUAAGCCAACAAUUACAAAUGAUUCUGUGAACCCUGCUGCUGGCUCCAGAGCCAGUGUUGGGGUGACAUUUGUUGAUUUGAGUAUGAAAUGGUGUUUAAUUAACCAAAUUUCAUAUGCAGCAUCAUUAUUGGGCUAAAAUUUGAAUUAUUAUGUCGCUGAAGUUUACCAUGAAGUAUUUCCCAGCUAGGCCACACUCAGUUAAAAAGACUUUGGUCAAAACCCUUUAGAAGUUUUCCCACUAACAUUGAGUCUGUAUAUUAUAAUUGUAGCUGCCAUGCCAAUCGUGCACUGGCAUGGAUAGGGGCCCACUGACAUUGAGAGUGUACAGGGCCCAGAAUUUGGUGCUACGCCCCUGGCUGUUGGCAUCACCAGUGAUAUGUGGUUAACUCAUCUUUUAAAUGGAUGUACCGGUGUUACACACCCCGUCGAGAGAGGAAUGUUGCCGACCGCUUGCUUCUCUACUUAUACCAACUUUAGUAAUGACCGCAGGACAGCAAUACACAGCGGUCUGAGGAGCCACACACAAACCUCAACCAAAACGCCACUCUAUAUCCACAAAUAAUGCUCAGAACAGCACCUAACUUCAUCAACAGUACAUAUAGGGUCCCAGCCACAGCACUAGCUACCAAACAUCUUUUUAACUUUGCCUGAUUUCUUUAGUAAAGAGACUAAACACAACUCACCUACUCUCUUCCAGCAGCUGCUUGUUUGUGGCGAAACCUUGGGCCAGUCCAUUACAGAGCAGGGUGUCUGCAGAGCAAAAUGAUUAAUAUGGUGAUUAUGACUUCAAAGAAAUGAUAAAGUAAUGACCCUAAAUUAAUUUUACGCUGGAAUAUCCCUUUAAGGGACACAGUAUACUGGAUUACAGUUAUUAACUGGCUCUAAAAGCUUUUAAUAAAACGUAAAUAGAAAAAAUAUAACUGGACUCCUCAUAGCGUUUUCCUGGUUUUCAGAAGGUCAACCAGGGUAUCGCCAACAGGUAACUUCCUGUUUAUUACGUUUGACAGCAUUUCCAUUGUAAUGCUUCUUUUAAAAAUCCUAUAUUAUGGAGAACAUUAUCUUAAGUCACCUCAGAUUCAAAAGUGGCUGUUUUGGUUAUUUCUAAGGCCCUGGUACCUAAUUCAGAGUCGUCUGUUUUAUGCCAGACUCAGUGUCUUAUUAUAUUUUGAUGUGAUUUGAAGCGCUCAGUUUAUGGUGUUUCCACUGCGGAUGUUGUUUCCUCCUCCUCUCAGUCAUAACUGUCUGUUCAGCUGUUAGCAUGGAAGAUUCGAUGCUCUGAGGUAAAGGGCCCUUGAGGAUUGUAUUUCAGGUCAUCCAUUACCAUAAUUGCUUUUACCAACCAAGUAGGCUUUCCUUAUGCAACCUGCGUGUAAAUCUUUAAUUACAUUGUUUUGAGGCAACAAACUUUGUAACUGCUUUUGACAGGCGGGGUUUGUUGUUUAAAAUGUAAAAUAAAACGCUUCUUGGGCUGUGUGCAAACAAUGGAUUUAGCUGUUUCAGAGGCCUAAUUCUGUAAGUAAGACGCCGCAGCAGAGUGGAGUCACAGCUUGUGUUUCCAUGUCUACAUUACACUCUGUUGGAAAGACCGAACAAGGCAAGCUGUGGUUAGAGUUACACACUUCUCUGACAGAUGUCAGUUUGUUAAAGGAGCUCAGUGUCACUCAUUUGAUAUGAACAACUCCCUCUAAAAAUUUAAUCCCUGUGUUUUCUGUGUUUGCGGGGAACUCUGAUUGUGGCUUUUAAAUAAAUGUAAAUGAGCCACAGAGGCAUUAUGGCGGGCUUGUACCAUUUGUCCAUGAACAUGCGUUGGUUGAUUGGUCUGUUUUUGCUGUCCACUAGUUUUUUGACCGUUUGCACUUCUUAUACAACUGCGUUUGGGACAAUGAAUAGCUUGAAAGCUAUAAUUAGCAUGUAUUUAAUGUUGAGAUUUAUUCAGUGUGUCAAAUUAAGUCAGCGCCUGUGAUGUUAGGGCGCCUUCAGAGCUGUCAAGCUGUAUGAGAAGCACUCAGGUAUGUCUAUGAGAAAAGUGGCGGUGGAAAGUCUUAUUGAUUUUCAAAGUGUCUUCUUUGUCCUUGAACAUGAUGAAUACGCACCUUCUCUGCGAUAUGAGAAAUAUGACUAUUUCAGCAAUUUAAUUUUAUGUAAGGUAUCACUGCUAAAUUUACAAUCUAGGUCACUGAUCCCAUUAGCCUUCCAGGAUUGGGACACCUUUUUUUUUUUAACUUCUUUAAUGAGAAACUCCAAAUUAAACUAAAUGGAGACUAGUUGGAAAGGUGCCAAGUCGUGAUGUGGGCCUCAAGCAAGUGUUGAAGACAGUGAAAGUUUUAUGUCUCUUAGAUUUUAAAUGGCUGUUUCCACAGAUAAAUCAAUACAAACAGUAAAUUUCUAACUUUAAGGAAGUGGAUUCGCAUUGUUGUGGUCUGACAAGGAAGCUCACCUUAAGUUUGAAAUUAAUUCAAAGCAAGACCUUCCACAUGGACUUUUGACAUUUAGUUGGAUUCUCAUUUGACACAGAGAGAACUACAAAAACUCCAGUUUUAAGUUCAAUAUUCUCAGAUGCAUAUUUACACUGUCAUUUUUAAUAUAUCAAACAAAGACAUUUCUUUAUUCCUCUUCCAAUAAAAUGAAUGCCUUUACCAGUUUGAUUGAAUAAGCAAGAAUAGCACAGUCAGCAGCUGUAAGGAGCGUUGGGACUAUUGACUGUAUAAAUCAUGAUAUUUCAUGAUUUAUUUAUUAUUUAUUUAUUUACAUAAUAUUUACAUAUAAAUAUAUAUAUUUACAUGAUAUUUACAUGAUACAUGAUAUUUAUUUCAUGAUCAUAAAAUAUGAUCAACGUGGCCUCUUAUCUUCCCAAUAUUAAAAAAGGAAGCCAGAAUAUCAUCUUUACGGUAACAUAUACGCACAAAGUAACAUAUUUUGCUGCAAAAGAACUGUAUGAUUAGUCAUUUCAAUCUUCCUUUCAAUACUAAAAUAAACAAGUUUUUAAAAUCUAAAAAGAAAAUUGUGUUUUGAGAUAGAUUGAUGUUGUGGCGAUGUUUUUGCCAUAUUGGUUGAAAAUUAGUGAAAUAAGGUCUAAGAUAUCCCAACCUCUUUACCUGUUUUCAACCAGUUUUCAACAUUGAAGUCUGAGGUAAUGCUGACUGUAAAUUGCUGUAAUAGGAUGCUUGUUUGAAAAAAAUGAAUUUGUAUAUUUUAAUUGUCUGAUUUGACCCAUGUCCCAUCAGUUAACAUGGAUGAGGCAGACUAUAUGAGUUUUUCCGUAACCACUUACCAGGAGAGCUCAAAAUGUUUUGACUUCAAUUUCGGAGAGUGGGUGUACUGUCCUUUUUUAUAGAGCAGGACGGACCGUUUAACUUCUCCGGUUAUUAAAGAAGGUUGGGGUGUACGAGAUAAGCAUUUUAUCAUGGGUUAAUACAUGUUUUUAUCUGAACCAUGGUUCUCACAUAUUGCCGAUUAACAACCUGCAGCUUUUAAAAAAGUGGAUCUCUUUUAACGCUCCCCUAUGAUGGUGUUUUUAGUGAUUUAACACAUGCUCUAUGUGUCUUCAAUAACAAACAAAAAAAAACAAAACACAUAUUUAGUUCCUGGAGGAUCUGUAGCUUUUCAGUCUCUAAUCUUGUUAUCCAUGGAGUCAUCUGUGUGGGCAGGGAUAUUUUGAUAAAGAGACCUGAAUGUAGUCUGAGAGUUCAAACCAUUGCAGACAUUUACAGAGGUGAAAAAACACUAAGGUAAAUAUGGCGAGGUCUCAAGAAGAACCCUCACCAGUACCAAGUCAGAUGUUUCUAGUAUUAAUCUGUAAAUAUCACAAAGUGGUAAAUAGUUUAGGAGGAAGAAUACUGGCAGUGGGAGUGGUUUUAUAUACCUAUGCAGAUUACGCCUGUCUACAUAUAUAUGUCACCACAGGAGCAAAAUUAACAGCUAAAUUUUCCCAGCAGGUGAGCUAAAGGAAUCGCACAGAAGCUUUUCACUUUCUCGUCCUCAAGAUUGCUCGAUUAGAGGAUAACUAAAGUAAAUAAGCAAAGGCAAGGACAAAGAAUGUUUUUGUUUUGUGAAAUCAUUAGAGGGGAUUAUGCUAAAUCUGUAAUCAAUCUUAAUAUCUAGAAAUAAUGUUUCUUGAAUGAUUCACCAGUCCCUCUAGACAUUAGAGAACAAAACCCUUAAAAAGCGGCUCCAUUUUUCCUUUUAUUGUACAAAACAACCUUUAAUGAUCCAUAGCACACACACAAGCACCAUUUAACUGAUGUGACUUUCCUACUGUAUUCAUUAAAUCUAUUUUUAAUAGAAAAGUACCCGCAGAAAGGAUAAAACAAAAACAUAAAUCUCUACCAUGAGAUAAUAAAGGACCGCCUCCCUGAGCAAAAAGAAAACUAUCUAUAACCCUUGUCCUUUUGUGAACCCACCUCCUCCUUUAAUAAUUCUUUUCCAGCCCCUAAACUUUAAAUAUAAAUUAACCUCUUCAUGCCUUUAGGUACAUGUGCAAUGGGACUAAAGUCACAGAGAAUCCAAACUACACAUUUUAAACAUUUAAGAUGAGCUCAGCUGAGAAAUGAAGCAACCUGUGCACAAUCUGCUACACUGAAUGCAAAAAUAUCCCUCUAUAUGUGCAUAUUUUUUAUCUUAAGUCACUAGACAUGGUAUAAUUCAUCACCAAGCAUAUGAAGAGGGUUUUCCCCUAAAAUGUAAUCAUGUGCACUUUUUCUUUUCUCUACUGCGAGGGGGCUUCUGCUCUUGAAGCAAAAAAACAGCCACAGGGAAACCUUGCUUGAAGUUGCUGACGGCAACAUUUUGUGAAAUAUCUACUCAGGGCUGUGACGGCUCGUACACAGGCAGAGACAGACCUUGAGGUGAUUGAGUGUUUGGAGCAGGAGCAGCUGUGGAGGAAUAUCAGUGCGGUGUGUCAGAAAGAGGAAUUAUUUGACAAAUGUAUAGGGAGCUAAUACAGUUUGAUAGUGUUUAAUCCUCGACCUGCAGCUGCAAAUAUAAAACCCUGUGAGAGGAGGAAGAUGGAGAUAGCGAAGCCGGUACCAUGAGCAUGAGCAGGGAUCACUGUGAAGGAGGUGGACAUGGCGGUCAUGGGCUGAGCUCAUAGUUCAGGGUGAAUACACUCAGCAGUGAAUCUUCCGAUGGCUGCAGAUUGGAGUGAAAGUGAUGAGGAGGGAGGAGGGGAUGGACCUGAGGUGACCAUGUGAGAAGGGGGUGUUUAUGAUAGAGGACAGGGUGGAGAAGAGUGAUGAGAGGUGUAGAAAUCCGCCCACUCUCUAGUCCCCGGUGGAGCGGCCUGCCUUCUGGUCGGGGUGGCCAGGCGACCAGAACCUAAUGCUAAUGUGAAGGCGGCAGAUGUUCCCAUCAGCAUAAUGCUUUGAAGUUGAAAAUGCUUACUGCAUGAUGCUAAUGUAAUACUUAUUUUGUUAUUUUUUUGUAUCUGAAAGCAGUAAGGGGAGGCGAAUCGAAGGGGGGAGACUUGUCGCAGUGUUGGGUCCUGGUGCAUUAGAGUCAUACAGUAAACUGUCUGUAACCUGCAGGAAAUCACAAACUUCACAUUGUUGUUUUGUUUUUAUUUUGUGUUUUUGGCUCUUAACUUGAGUUGAUGGCGAAUAUUGUUUAGUUGUGAGGCAUUAAUUACACAAAAAAAAUUAGGCUGCAUUCAGUAAGUAAGAGUGUCUACGAUUGAUCUUGUUUAAGGUGACGACACAACAUGUUUGCCUUUUGUUUCCCGUUUUUUAAAACAAAUACUCAUUGAUUUACUUUUAUACCUAUUGUUCGUUUUCUACCAAUCUAUUCAUUGAUUGAUACCUUUCUACUGUCCUUCCUUUCUGCCGUCAUAUGAGCUCAAUUUUAUUUGACAGGUUGUUGCAAGCAGUGCAUUUAUCUUGAUAUAGAGAUAUUUUUCAGUUGAAUGGACUUAUUUUUUUCAUGUGCUGUCUACUUCAAUUCUUAUCCAUCCUAUCAACACUAUUAUUAUGUUAAACAAGAUCUUGUUCAGAUCUUGCAAAAUAAAAAAUUAAAAAAUCCAAUAGCUUAAUUGCCAAAAGAGGACAGCCCUCAGUAAGAGUCUCCAGCGUAGAUUGAGGGUAAGGAUCCUUCAAAGAAACCAUCCUUAACCUUUGUAGCCUGCAAACACUACUCAGGCUAAACUUUUUGCAUCGCCAUCGUGCUGCCCCUGUUGCCUAGCAACAGUUAUCUGUCUAGCAAACUAGCCCAAGAGUACCUGGCUGCAGAGUGGAGCUCUGUAUGUGCAUGCGCAGUGGGUAGUAGAACCUCUGCUUGAUUACUGGAAAAUAUGGCCAUAUCAUCGGUGAAAGUGGAUUUUCCUCACAAACCUUUACAGUAAAACGUCUGCAGACUUUAAGUGGUUAGUGGUUUUGUCAAGAAAUAAGGUGGAAAGUGUCUCUGAUCUCAUCAGCAUAUUUAUUCUAGUGCAGAUUUUACAAACCUUAAUGGUUAGUAAAUGGUAAAGUUCUGAAUCAUUUUUAGCCACAUUGCGCCCCAUGUGCUCAGUUCUACCUCUGUUGGUGUGUAAAGUUUGUAAAGUUUACUUCUUCUGCAGUUUAAAUUUUUUAACCCCUUUUAGAUUAUUUCAAAAUAUUUUUGAUCUAAAACAAAAAUUAUUUCCAGCAUAUUUUAGAAUCUAAACACCACACUUAAAUGUAGCUCUUAUGCCAUUGGUUGGCUAUUUCAUUCAGUCCUGUAAAAGUGAUUUAACUUGCAGCUUAUUAGGGAUAAAGGUCUGUAAUUAUAACUUUGACCUAUCUUUGAGAAACAUGCUCACAUACACAUUCAAGACAAUAUUUCUGUGCCUGCCACUGUUGGCUGUUUAACAGUUGGAUAAUGUUUCUGCUUCAUCUAUAGCCAUGUUUUUAAAAAGACAACAUGGCUUUGUCUGUCAUCUUCUUGUCCUCAUCUUUCAUUAUUCAUUACAUUCUUUUUGUUUGUCUUUUAUAGCACUUGUAUAGCUGGGCAUUCAGUUGAGUCAAGACCAAGUAGCUUACUAACAUUUAACAGUGCAUUAGUUUCUUAGCCACUCUAGCGUCUCCUGUGUUUAGGGGUGAUAGUAAGCCGGUACGUAGCGUACUACGUACCGGCGUACCGACGUACGUCGUACCGGGAAGACAUAAACAGCAGUAUACAGCAGCAGUACGCAAACUUUCACCCCUGUAAUGUAUGUAGGCUACAUUUGCUUACCGUGUGCCUGCACGUCAGUCUGCACUCUGCAUUGUAACCGUAGUAAUCCGAUAGGACCAUGCCGCUCGCGAGUGAGUCGUAUGUGCUUCCGGAAACAAACAAUCGAACUCCGGAGCGCGCUCAGUGCGCACUUUUGAUUGGACGCUGGUUGCCGAAGCGUUAGGGACCGGCUUUUGCGGAAGGAGUGAACUUUUAAAGAAACAGCUGCUUCAAUCUCAAAGGGCUAUUCCAGCGUAAAAUUAAUUUCCUUAUCAUGUCCUUGAAGUAAUUAUCACUAUAUUAAUCAUUUUGCACUGCAGACGUGGUAGUUCUUCUGCCUUAGCAUCUCGGUCUGAUUGCAUUUCCAUGAAGAAAUGAUCAUAAAUGUUCUCCCUUGAGCUGCGAAACUCCGCAGUAGUCUGCAAUGGACUGGCCCGAGGUCUCACUACAAACAAGUGGCUGCUGAAUGAGAGUAGGUGAGUUGUGUUGAGUCUCUUUGCUCAGUAGAUCAGGCAGAGCUAAAAAGAUGUUUGGUGGCUAGUGCUAUGGCUGGGACCCUAUAUGUACUGUUGAUGAAGUUAGGUGCUGUUCUGAGCAUUAUUUGUGGCUAUAGAGUGGCGUUUUGGUUGAGCGCAUGGCUCUCUGUAUUGCUAUCUGUGGUUGUUACUAAAGUUGGUUUAACUAGAGAAGCGAGCGGUCGGCAACAUUCAUCUCUUGAGGGGGUGUCUAACUCGGUAUUACGGUGUGUUUGACCCUAAAUUAAUUUCACGCCGGAAUAUCCCUUUAAUGCAGAAAUAAAACAAAAUGCAGAGAAAAAUGGAUUUUAUUUUCAAGAGAAAGAGAGAGGCAGCAGAUGAUGAUAUUGUGGCAUCAGAGUCAGCACCUCGUUAAACUUGGGUGUGCUCCUCUUGUACAAAGCCUACGGGUACAGUACCUGCAAGAACCUUAUCCUACUUUCACCCCUGAUUUACAUGCAGUAAUUUGUGGGAUAUGUUGAGUUUAUCCUUCACACUCUGGCAAAAAAAACACAUUUUUUGGUCUUUGAAAAUGGGAGAGCUUUGGUGUGACACAGCCCACAAGUGCUCCUUUCAUAGGAUGCAGCCCCUGAAUUGAGACAACUGGGAUAAAGCUUCUCAAAGAGAUAUAAGAAUAGCAGCAUGUUUCUGAGCACGAGCAGACAGCAGUAGAUGCAGAAAUUAAAUUGAACAUAGCUUAUCAAGAUAAACUUCUUACAGGGUGUUUUAUUGGUAGAUUUGCGCACAGGCAAGGGGGAUUAAAUAACACACUAAUUUCAAUGAAAUAGCAGGAAGUUAACAUUCACAUGAGGUCAAAAACGUAUCUUUUAAGUGUCUACUUAAUGUUUAUACGGUGAUCAAGUCUGUAAAAGAUUGAACCUUGAGAUGGGUAAUUAACUGCUGCAAUUUUUCCACAGACUUUAAUAGAAACAAAUGGACACUCAUGAGGGAGGGAAGUACUUGAAAGUGUACAAAAUUCAAAGCUGUCAGGGAAGUACUCGAAAACACAGGCAUGACACUUCAGUGUUUUAGCCUUCAUAAAACAACCCUGCAUCCUGCACAUAUCUCCAAGAUCCAUGUUUGGCCUUAUAGAUGCGCACUGAGGCGUUCAACUCAUUAUCAAUCAUAUCCUCUUUUUUAUGGCUACAGCUCUUGCAUUUUUGGUCAAUUUAGUUCUCUUGGACGUAAUCCAAAGAAACAGCCCGUCUUAAGGAAAUGUGACUCAAAAAUGUGAUUUGAUAGCUAGAGGCUCUUUGUGACUUAUUGUUAAAUGGGCUUUAAUGAUUUCCUGUAGCAUGCUGUGUCAUCAGGAUAAAAAUAUGAGAUGCCUUUCGCCUCGCUCUCAGUCAUUCACCCCUCGAUAUCACUGUGCCCUUUCCUUGCAGUUAUUUAUGGUGGACAACGCAGCUGAUGACUGGAGGAUAGCAAUGACAUAUGAGCGCAUCUUCUUCAUCUGCCUGGAAAUCCUGGUGUGUGCGAUCCACCCCAUCCCAGGGAACUACACCUUCACCUGGACGGCACGCCUGGCCUACUCCUACGUUCCAUCCAAGACGGAUGCGGACGUGGACAUUAUCCUGUCCAUUCCUAUGUUCCUGCGGCUGUACCUCAUAGCUCGUGUCAUGCUGCUGCACAGCAAGCUCUUCACGGACGCCUCAUCCCGCAGCAUCGGGGCGCUCAACAAGAUUAACUUCAACACACGCUUUGUGAUGAAGACCCUCAUGACCAUCUGUCCCGGCACUGUGCUGCUGGUGUUCACCAUCUCGUUGUGGAUCAUCGCUGCAUGGACUGUCAGAGCCUGCGAAAGGUGCCUGGAUCACUUUCUCACGCUAUGCUGCUCUGCUCGGCAUAAAACAUAGAUAAGGCAUAAAAAUAGAUAAUGUACACAGGUUUAAGCUCACUCUGUGUCUGAGCAUUAAGGUAGAAAGAUUUGCAAGAUUACAGCGCUGCAGUACCCACACAGAUAUUCAAUCUAUGCACAGCACUCGGCUUUUAAAAUUGAGGGAGACAUAAGGUGAAGCUCGGGUUCAUAAAUAUUUUUCAGGUGCAUUAAAGCUGGUGAAUGUAUUGCAUCUGUAAUUUUUUACAGGUACCAUGACAACCAGGACAUAACCAGCAACUUUCUAGGAGCCAUGUGGUUGAUCUCAAUCACGUUUCUUACCAUUGGAUAUGGGGACAUGGUCCCAAACACGUACUGUGGGAAAGGAGUCUGCCUCCUGACUGGGAUCAUGGUGAGCAAAGCAGUCAAUACAUCUGUUUUGCUAGACAGAUAGAAAAUGUGCUUCAAAUGAUUCAUGGCUGGAAAACAGCUGACAACUAAAUGAAAGAAAGCAAUCAAUCAGUCAAACAACUCUUAUGCUCCAGAGGUUAUUUUUGGGCGCCACGCACAUUUGAAAUAAAAUGUAAUUGGUAGAAAAUACUGAUAAAAAAAGAAAAUAAAAAAGAGGUUCAAGUACCAGACAGCAGAUAAAUCAAAGGGAAUAAAACCUCGAAAGGACAUAUUUUGAUCCAUGUGAAGUUAAAAUGUUCGGCAAUUUUUGGCCCAAUAACUGCGUACGGUGUAAAUCAAUGAAAAAUAAAAUGCUUGAUUGUAAAAUGUAUUGAUUUCAAUUGAUUUGACGUUUGUUGUUUCAGGAAUUAGGUUUCUCCUCACAAUUGUAAUCAGUGAAGCUUCAUAACAUGUAUCUGUUCCUGUCUUUGCUCGACAGGGUGCUGGCUGCACUGCCUUGGUGGUGGCUGUGGUUGCAAAGAAACUGGAAUUAACCAAAGCUGAAAAACAUGUCCACAAUUUUAUGAUGGACACCCAGCUAACAAAAAGAGUGAGUGAAAACCUCUCAAGGGUGCUUUAAAAUCAUAGUCGUUCAAAUCCCUGUGUCUGAAAACAAACCUUUUUUAUUGUGCCUUAGGUGAAAAACACAGCUGCAAAUGUUCUCAGGGAGACGUGGCUCAUCUACAAGAACACCAAACUGGUGAGGAAGAUGGACCACGCCAGAGUCAGGAAGCACCAGAGGAAGUUUCUCCAAGCCAUUCACCAGUAGGUUCACGACUCCUAACCCUGACCCACUCAUGUGGUUCUGAUACUUUUUGAAUUUGGGAGUGUGCUGACAUGAUUUACUGACACAACCUGAAAUCUGAAUUGUUUGACACCUGUAGCAAAAAUAUGAACAUGUUAUAUUGAAGGACCUUGAAUGAAGGACCUUGAAUGGGGGCUACACGUGAACAAUUAACACAAUUCGUUUGUCUUAAAUAGGGUGUAAUAUAUGUCAUCGUGAAACUGCAUAGUUUUUGGAUUUGAAGCUGCAUUUUUCCAGCAGGGAAUGUGGAAAAGUCAUGUUAUUUUGAUGAUAGUAUCCAUAAUAACAACCCCCAGUUCAACAGAGCUAUUCUGGCAAAGCAAACAAGUUUUAUCUUUAAAUAUUCUCAAGUGACAUAGUUCCAUAAACCACUGCUGUGAGGGGGUUUAGAAUUAAGAUAGUAGUUUCAGUCAUGUGGGACUUUCUUCUAUCCCCUUUUUAUUGAAAAACAGUCUGAAUUGUCUUAAAAUCUCAGCUGCAUAUUUAAAUGUGUAGAACAUAUUUUCCUUUUCUGUUGGUAGACAGAAACACCACAUAAGAUCUAAGUACACUGUGAAGAAGUCAGCAUUCCUCCGCUCUCAGUUUUCUAGAAAUGUUCCUGAAAAAAAAAAACCUCUCAAUAUAUUGUCAAGUUACAGAAUCCACAGCUGUGUGAUAUUGAUCGCUCUCCGUCUCACUCACCUCUAUUUGUCAGAUUGACUCUUGCGUGUCUCUCUUGUGUGAGUCAGCUUCAAUGCUGACCUCAUGGCUGACACAUCUGGGUGUACUUUUCUAGCUGGUCGGACACUCACCUGUCAGCCAGUCUUUUAGUGGGUCCCUAAGGACUCCCCGAGUGCUAUCUACCUCCAAAACAGUAUCGAUCUUAGCCUCACCUCGCUCUUGUUUUUCUGCAACCUACAGUGCUUACAGGCACAUCCAGUUUCUGGCCUUUUUAAAAAAAUCAAAUCAGCGGUUUAUGAAAAUAAGCAUGUACAUGUGGGAUAAUUGUGCUACAAAGCAGCUUAUGCUCUAUUAAUAUCUCCCCUUUUCGUAUGUUUGUGCGCUUUCUGUGGUUUUAUGUACCUAUAUGUGGUCUCCUGUGCUUAACUUUGAUUUUUCUCAUGACUCUUAAGCAUACAUUUAUGUUUUAAAGGCAUUAAGAUGCUUGAUAAUGAGGGAGAGAAGAACAAAAAAAGUGUCCGCUGCUGCUGCUGCGACCUGCAUCCAGGCUUGUGCCGUUUGAUAGCCUUGUCAUGGUUGCAUUGUCGAGUCAUUACAUCCCCUGCUGUCGCAUUCAGGCGAUUUGCAGCGGCGAUGCCAGCGUCUCAUGUCUCCUGUUCUUUAGGGCAGCCUAAUAAUGGAAUUCCCCCCCUGAGCUAAAUCUUUAAAGAAGCCGUUUCAUGAGGGGAAAAGUCACAUCCUGCUCUGUGUGCAAGGACAACUGCUCAGCGUGAUGUCAACAUCCCCCCUGUCACACCUUUAUCUCACAAAGUUCCUGUUUGUGGUGUGCUCACAGACCUUAUCGGGGGGGAUUUUUGUAGUUUAGCCUGUAGCCAGUGUGCAGAGUGUGGUGCACAAACUCUGGAUUGAGAUGAACGCAGGGCAGGAAGCACAAAAAUUGCUCAAGUGGAGGGGUUGGAAAAGGCCCACAGCCAUCCUUGACCUGUCAUGAAGUGAUAGUAAACACUGGAUCAGAUACCAUCGCGCCUGUUUCCUCCGGGUCAGAGCUGCAAGAAAAACUUUUCCAGGGGUCUGAAUCAGUCACUGUAAAGGAUGGGAGGUGCAAACUGUUGUUAAAUGGAGCCAUAGUUGCUGCAAAGCGCUGUCCGUCUGCGAAUGUUUACUAAAGUUAGCAGGAAGGUUGUUUUGAUUUACUCUACUUGUGAUAAACAGGACCAGAGAGUAAAAAAAGGGAUUAAAGUGCAGGCAGAGCUGCAGCUACCAACACAGGGAGAUAACACUCUGCAGGUUGCAUGAAGAGGGAAAAGUCAAGAAUAAAUAGCUGCUGCUGCUGCUCAGAGGUGAGCCGUCAGAGCAGAGACGAGGGCGACAGCACCCAGACGUGAGCAAACAGACUGUGCCAUCUGAAUAUGUUUAUCUGAUAUUGCAAUAAUUCAUUUGUCUACUUCAUGUUUUCCUUUUUUUCCUGUUUGUGUCGACACAAUGCAAUAGAGCUCGAAAGUAAGUCUUCGCCUCACACGUAGAUAUACAGACCUGUUGUGUGCAUGCUAACGAGAGCUUGUCCUUCAACCCAAUAAUGUGACCUAAAAAAAAUUACACUCCCUCAUCUGAUAAGUGAAAUUCAUGCCUCAGAACGAUUCUGACACAAAGACACGACAUCUCUCUUACAGAGUAGUUUGUCAGUUUCAUAAAUCUCACUUUUCUUCUUCAGUAUUCAGCUUCACAUGCAGCAAAGAGCCUAAACUGACCAGCACAAAUACCUCCCUAUUGACACAUAACUGCACACAUGCACUCUUGUCUAUAAUAUGAGUUUCAAUUAUCAGUGAUGGAGGGUGUUUUUCUUCCCAUUUCUGCAUGGAUGUGAUGAGAAUUUGAUCUUUAAUCAGAAAGCCACUGAUUAAACUCCAACCAACUGUGCUUUCACGUACUGAAGGAUGACGACUAGAGCCUCUCCAGGAACACAGACCUGCAGUAGCACAAGUAUUUAAUCUUUAAUAUCCCUCAAGUCAUGUUCUACAACUCAGCAGUCAUGCUCACUCAGAUCAGGGCUCGGGGUCAUCUUUCGGCGUGUGGAACCAUUGUUACGCCUGUUGCUACAUUUUGCAGCCACAUUUCCUCAAUUUUCCCUGUUGGAUGACACAGUAGCGGAGACACUGAUCCGGUGUUAUUAUGGCUAGUUAGCAGCAUAAUAACAUCGACGUACAGCUGUCACACAUCAGUGGGCUAUGGAGAAUUAGCAGGGUUAGCAUUUAGCACACUUUAAACACCUUUGAGGUCACGAGGAUGGUGCAUUUUACCACGGCAGUGUUAUGUUACAGUAUGUAGCAGCUGUUAAGUCAGGUGUCUCUGGCUCCUUUGGGAACGCUGUCCCUUUCCAUCCACAAGGUUGAAACAUGACAAGAUGAGAGUGCUUGUUAACUCAGGGAUCAGGGGAUUGAAGAAACAGGAAAGCAACCUGAGAGGAAGGUCAGAGUAAACACCCCCUGAGCAAUUCAGUUGGAGCCCGAGAGGCUUCAACUGUGACCGGCAGCGCGAGGCACAGCCAGCAGGGACCGAGAGAAGAUAAACAAGUAUCAGAAUGUGCAUUAAGCUGGAGAAAAAUCUGCAUUUUCCUUUCAAUGCGAGGUAAAAAAAAGAAGUCUAGAGGGUGAAAAAUAUAGCGCAGCACUAACUGAGAUUGCCCUUACUGAUUUAGUGUGGUAUUGAAAAGCUUAGCAUAGGCGUUUUUUUUUUCUCCCUGAUGAAUAGCAAGCAGAUUUAGAGUGCCCAUUCAAAAAGCAGAGCUGCCUGUGGGGAGUGAUUGACGGAGGGGUUCAGACAUGCGGGCUAAUAAAGGCAGGGCAAGUGUAGGCCUCUUCAUCCUGACCUCAGGCUGCCCUCUUCUUCGACCUCUAUCUGACGGCUAUUGGUCAUCCAACUGUGAAACCUUGAAUUAUAGCAGGUCUCACAUUACUAGAAACUCAUCGAAUACCUGUUCUCUUCCACCGUUAGAUAGACUUCUUUCUAUUCUUAUGUGUUUUACAAUAAAAGCGCUGUUUUAAAACAGUAACUCUCUAACUGCAGUUUUUUUGAGUCUGCUCUGUAUGAGGCGUUUGGGUCCUGUCAGGACAUCCUGGUUUUUCUUUAACGACUCCUGUGGCACCCUCUGUUGGUCUAACCUGUCAUCUUUGCUCCACAUCCGCCUGUCUUCAGGACACAGACAAAGGAUCCUGCACUGCAUGAGAAUGGGUGCAUCCGAGCUAAGCUAAUUAGCGGACUCCCGAAGGCCCCCUUUAAACCCCCGUCUUGCUCUUCAUUAGUUUGCCUUCAAUUCACGUUCAACCUAAUGAUCACCUCACGCUCGAACUGCAGUCAUAUCUCAGAUAGCUUUCAUGUUUCUUUUAAAUUAAACCCUUGAAUGCCCAGCCUGACAUCAUCAUGUUAUUGUAUGUUUUGCACCCAGUUUAAUUAACAGAGCAUGUGUGGGUGAUUAAUACAAUAGAAGAAAAAAAAACUCUUUAUCUUUUAACCGUGUGAGGUAGACACUACGAUACUGCACAGUUGCUGUUUUUGAACCCCCUGAGAGAAGGAGUGAAAACACGCUUUGCUGUGGAAGCCUAAUUAAACAGGAGAUGUGAAUUAUUUAAGCGUGUCGUAUGGAGUAGGUGAGAUAUUUUUUGCAAGCCCUACAAGCAUCACUUGAUGAAAAAGAGGGCCAUUAAGGGAGUCAUCUUUUCUACAACUUUACCAUCACUGGGGAUUUCAGACUUUUCUUUUUCCCAGUUGAAGAUUUAGAUGAUUUCUUUGGUCCGUUUUUCAGGCCUGACAUUCUUUAUUUUGACAUUUGCACUGUUUCAACAUACAGUAGCUGCAAAGUUAAAAGUUUAGCCUUUGUGUUUACAUAGAUUAAUGUUUGAUAUCUGUGGCUUUUGACUGUCUAAAUUAUUCAUAAAGGGAGAAAAGGUUGAGUUUAAACAGAGAGAGAAAUUUAAAGGUACAACUGUGACCUUUUUCAGUUUUUUGUUAUCCUCCUCUCUCCUUCAUUUAAAGAAGAAAUAGGCCUUGAUAAAUGAUGUCUACACUGCAGAUGUGCUCUGAAACUGUAAGUCUUUUCUUUCCUUUAGCUUGGUUACAUGAGCAGGUUAAGUAGGACAUAGACCUGGCCCUUUCCCCCCCCUCUGUGGUCUCCUUUCCACUUGCAUGCAGCUCAAACCAAACAGACUGCCCCUUGCAUUUUCUACACACAUCCUGUGCAUGUCCUGUAGGAGUGUCCUCCGUGUGUAUGCCUCUGUGUGUGCACAAAUUUGAAUGAUACGACAGUUCUGUUAGCGUUAAUUCAUUAGGUUCUGAAUGGUCUUGUGUUCAGAUUGAGAAGUGUUAAAAUGGAGCAACGCAAGCUGAAUGACCAAGCAAACUCACUAGUGGACCUUGCUAAGGUAAGCUAGACUAUAACAGUCUCCUGCUGCAUUGUACACAAGGAUAGAGCCUGAUAAGUUUCUUUCUUGUGUGAUUGAAUUCAAUGCUACAGUUGUGUGUUUUUUUAUACACUCAAAGUCUACAGGUGUCAAAUAAACAGACAGGCUAUACCCAAGGUGGUUAAAACUUCAUUUGAAUGAUGCUUUUGUGGUUUGGAUACACCUGAUAUUCUUCUUUUAUUUCACAGUAUAAAUCCCUCACCUGAGGACAUGCUUGUGAGAAAUUUACUGAAUGAGUUACAAGAAUCUCCUUUGAGCCUGCACCGUUUUUCCACCUUAUGUACUCUCUGAUGUUGGUCUCCAGAUGCACUAAACAGAAGUUGACAAACCUUAGGGAAAGACCAGGCAGCACGCCAGCCUGACACAGCAGAAACAGUAACCUGGAAAGGGAGACACACUGUGAUCUGAUGAUUCAGCCCAAAGUAAAAAGGCAGAGAAAAGAGGAGGAGAAGAGGGCUUUGACAUUCAAAAGUACACCACAGACAGACUGGAUUCAGGCCAGCGUUUCAUGAAAGGUAUCAGUUAAUAUUGUCCAAUCGCUUUGUGCUGUAAAACGGCAGCGAGAGCGGGGACGUGACAUUGGGAAAAGUGGCCUGUCGCCAGUGCAGCUCAGAUGGAUCAUUAAAUGCUGUCGUAAGCGCUUGUUGCCAUAGGAGGGCAGUGUAGCUUCAGUCUCCUCGAUUUAAAAGAGGGAAGACAGAGCUGAAUAUAUCAUUGGCAGUUGCACCACUACUGCAGUGCAAUGUGAAAUUCCCCAGAACUGUGUAUCCCCUCGACACGUUGUCUUAAUAUUACAAUGGAUAUUAUUAGCAACUUAAUUACAACAAUCCUCAGCAUUAAUGUCAUAUUAGUGAUGUAUUGCUUCAUAUACUGUUGCAUAUCAGUCUGAAUUACUUGUCUUUAAAAUACAAAACUGCUACUCCAACCAGCUUCCCACUGUUCCUCUUCUUUACGUCGAGAAAUAUAAAUAAAGUCAAUCUGAGGUUAUAUUGGACAGCUGCAGUUGGUUUAUAUACUGUUUAUACCCCUGCUACACCAUUACACUAUUUCAACUUCUGUUUCUAAUGCCUGUGCCGUCAUGGUUUACCAACACUGCCCUUUGGUUUCUCAUUUUUACUGCCAUCAGUAUUAAAGGAUUUAAAAGGCUGGCAUUUCAGUCCAACUGUUAACCAUGUUUCACAAGAAUGAAUAUUUUUGUCACAGGAACAAACAUGUAAAAUGAUAAUUAAAAAAUAUCAAACAACGGGAAUGAUGAUACAUUAACUAUAACUGUGACUGUGAUACAGCUAUAAACAAAUACAGCUUUGCAAUGUAUGUGAUAAUCUGUGCAGUGUAUAACCACAUGUGGUUAUUUAAGAACAAUCAAACUAGUGGGAAUGCCAUUGUUUGUUAUUGUUUAUUAUCCCCUUUGUUUGAUUCUUCUCGAAUAAUCCCAGAUUAUUAUUACUAUCCAGGAGAUAUCAUAUAAACUGUGGUGAGGUUGUAUCGAAUGUAAGCGCAGCACAUUUGUGCCGAUAUUCGGUAUAAUCAAACAACCUCUAGUGUGUGUAAAUUAUUGUAUCAUAAGGUAUUCACUGUAAAAUAUAGCAAAUAACUGGCAGCAUUUUACUGUUAAUUUACAGUAAUUUGGCUUGACAUUAUAAAACCAUGAAUCGGUUUACAGUAAAUAACUGAAAAUAUACAGGGGUUUCACUGAAUUUUCAUGAUGUUUUAUUUGUUAUUUACAAGUGAUAAGUUCUGCUUUGCACAGACCCUAACACAGAGAACACAACACAAUGCAUAAUAUACCUGAUGUAGCUGUAGUUGCAUACAUGUAUUUGUUCAGCAGAGUACAAAGCAUUUUUAAACACAAAUCAUAAAAACAUUAUGCUAAUAAAUAAAGCAUUUUACUACUUGACCAUUCAUGAAACUGUUUUACAUCACCCUCCUUACUUCAAAGAUUGACAGGGAGCCUGUAAGGAAAAAACAACAUAGACGUAAGGAAGUAAGAAAAAGGCUAAAUCGCAGCAUGGUUGAGACUAUAAAAACCUGGGUGACUUUCAGCAGUCUUUCCUGCAUUUAUUAACAUAAUAUCAGUAGCUGUAAGAAAGAAGACUCACGAUAUAAAUGUUUUGAAACUGCACCACCGUUUCACUUUUCAAGGUGCAGUUAUGAAAAUGAAAAUGAGACAUCACAAACUGAGUCAUAAGGUCUGGGUGUCCUUGCAGACCAGCACCUUAAAUUCUGGUCGUCUGCUCCUAAAUAAAGAGGAGAAAUAAGGCAGAGUCUAUUGUUUAGAGGUAUUGUCGAUUUUCAUGUUUGCGAUUUGGCAUUAAUUUAGUUUGGUUCAGUCAAAUUGAUGGUCAGAUCUAUACUGUAUUACUCAAUCUCUUUUUAAUUCAUGAUAAGCGAGAAAACAGGAAGUAGACUGGUGUUUAUUUGAAGUAAAACAGAACCAUGAAUUCCUGGCCUUGACUGGCUGUCAGGUCCAACAGUAUCAGUUCUACUUUAGAUCUCACCGAGUCACAUAAACAACCCAUCCCAUUAUUGCCACCUCGAAUCAGAAGAGGACGAGGUCGGUGAUGGAUGGCAUCGCCCCCAGGCUGCCAGGGAUUAUUAGUCCUCUGCUGAAUAAACCUCACUAUCCACCCUCCAGCAGCAUCACUCCCACUCCUCAUCCCAAAUGUGCACAGAUUUCAUCUUGUGUUUGUUUUUGUAGACUGAUCCUCAGGACUUUAAAAAAAGCGCUUUAGAUCUUAUUUCUAAACAACUUAAGAGUGAUGGCGUUAGCAUCAAAAGAGCAGAAAGCAGCGUUGUAAUGGUGGGCACUUUUCCUGCCUCGCCGCUCAAGGUCAUGGUGAAAUGAACUCUGCUGGAAACAUGAAAAAUUGAGAAUUCCUCCUUCUCUGUCAGAAAACCGCCUGUUUUCAAGGUUGUUAUCAUCACAGUAACUUAACUUAAUGCCUCCCCCUGAACUUCUUUUAUGUGGAAUUUACUUUUCUGCUUUCAACGUCUGCUCUCCAAAGAUUAUAGAAACAUUUGCUCUAAAACUGCAGAAAACAAACUGAUUACACUAAUUUCAUGAUUAUAAAAGCAUUUACUUUGACUUGUACAAGCUAAGAGGUAAUUUCAGCUUGGUUUUAAAGGAUAUUCAGUCGUAAAAUUAAUUUAGGGUCAAACACACCGAAACUCGAGAGAUGAAUGUUGCUGACAGCUUGCUUCUCUAGUUAAACCAACUUAGGUAACGACCGCAGGAUGGUGAUGCACAGCGGUCUGAGGAGUCAUCAACAAAUCCCAGCCAAAACACCACUCUAUAGCCACAAAUAAUGCUCAGAACAGCACCUUACUUCAUCAACAGUACAUAUAGGGUCCUAGCCACAGUACAUCUUUUUAACUUUGCCUAAUUUCUUUAGCAAAGAGACUAAACGCAACUCACCUACUCUCAUCCAGCAGCCACUUGUUUGUAGCGAGACCUCCGGCCAGUCCAUUAUGGACAACAGCGGGGUGACGCAGCUCAAGGAAGAACAUUUAUGAUCAUUUCUUCAUGGAAAUGCAAUAAGACUGCGAUGUUAAGGCAGAAGAACUACCGCGUCUGCAAAAUGAUUAAUAUGAUGAUUAUUACUUCAAGGAAAUGAUAUAGACAUGAUCAUUUGGUGAGUUGUGUUUAGUCUCUUUACCAUAGAAAUCAGGCAAAGUUUAAAAGAUGUACUGUGGCUAGGACCCUAUAUGUACUGUUGAUGAAGUUAGGUGCUGUUCUGAGCAUUAUUUGUGGCUAUAGAGUGGCUUUUUGGUUGAGAUUUGUUGAUGGCUCCUCUCUGUAUUGCUUUCUGCGGUCGUAACUAAAGUUGGUUUAACUAGAGAAGCAAGCGGUCGGCAACAUCCAUCUCUUGAGGGGAUGUCUAACUCGGUGUUACGGUGUGUUUGACCCUAAAUUAAUUUCACACCGGAAUAUCCCUUUAAUGUUGAUUAUUGAUAUUUUGUCUGCGUAACAACGCACCUACACCAUAAAACAAUUGUCCUAUACUGACCUAAAAGUGCAGAUUCACAUUGGUCAGUGAUGUCUGAAAAUGAUAUGCCCACCUGUAUUUGUCAUGUUUCAAUGUAAAGCUCUGAUGUAGCGUGCCUCAUGAUUUAACAGUCCAAGUUAUUCUAUUUUCAAAACAAAAAUCCCUCUUUGUUGUAGUAUCCCUUCACUGUUCCAAAUGCUGCUCAUUAGGUACAAACAGUUUUGUCUAUUGCAGGCCAUUUGUUUUAAUCUGUAGUUAAAGGUUGACACCAGCUGUGUAGAGAUUCUGCCUGCUGUCUGAACAUAAUAUGCUGACAAACUCAUGAUGUGAAGUUCACCGGCUUGUUUAUUUCCUUUCCUUUUCAGAGUUAUUUACACUUUGAUUGCAUAUUGAUUAAAGAAUUGAAGAAGCCUGUCAUUUCCCAUGAAUCCUUGCGUAGAUUAUGGACACAAAAAUAACCCCUGACUUUUAAAGUCUCAUAUUAAGUGUGUUUCCUCUCCCCUUGUUCCAGACUCAGAACAUCAUGUAUGACAUGAUCUCGGACUUGAACGAACGAGGCGAGGACAUGGAGAAGAGGAUCGCUCUGUUGGAGACAAAGCUGGAAACUCUUCUGAGUAACUUGCAGGCUUUGCCCGGACUCAUCAGCCAGGUGAUCAGCCAGCAGCACAGGGACUUCCUGGAGGUGCAGCUCCAGCCUUAUGAUAAACACAGCCCUGAGCGCUCACAGUCAGUCUCCCGACGGAGGUCGUCCUCCACAGCACCGCCCACAUCAUCUGAGAGCAGCUAGAGUCCACGGGGAACACCUCCACUGAAGACUUUUGCCAUCAUAUGGCCAAGUUGCAUUUAUCGUAAAGCCUUAUGGUUUCAAUAAGUAUUAUCCAAAAUUCUGAUGACAGAAUCCUAGAUACUGGGGACAAUGCAUUUUAACGGAUAACUUCAUGCUGUUAUUUGUUUUUUAUUACCUCAAAAGGUGUUGUUAUCCUUGCUCUGGUGACAUGACCACAAAUAAUGGCGCUUCCCUCAGUACAAACUAAAAGGCCUAUCGAUGGGGUACGACCUGAGCUCUACUCCAUCUCUAUGCAGAGAUAGCCAGUUUUAGGUGGCAAGGUGUGAAACUAUUGCACUAAAAUAGUGCUUCUCACAGACUUUGUGCUUCGGCUGGCUUGGUUCAGUUCCUUGAAGCAAUCUGAGAAACCUCUGAGUAAAUAAGUCAGGGAGCAUGACAGUGACAUUGAGAAAAGGUGCUGGGUUUGAUGGACUGGAGUGAACUGACACCAGAGGGCAGAUGAAAAUCGCUCCUUCACACUGUCUCUCAGAGAUAACUUAAAAAGCUUGAAAUGAGGAAAAAAGCAUAUAUCUUUUAGGUUAGAAACAGCAUCAACAAUAGCGGUUUUCUUUUGCAGAGUGCCCCUGUAGAAUGACUAUUUUUGGGGAGCGACGUUGCAAAUAAUCUAAUCCUCUAGUCAAAAUGAAUGCAUCAAAGUCUGUACUUGCACUUACUUUUUAUUCAAUGCACUUCAAUGCUGACUGACGUAUGAUAUACAGAUGCGUUGCUCAUUAAAAGAAGAACAUUUGAGAUGUUUGGGCAUGGGUUUAUUAUCGUCAAAUCUUGAUUUGUGGCUAGUGUUGAUGAACAAAGUCAAAGCCCCUUUUGUUCUGUGAUCCAAAAAGAAGGUUCAACAAAGAUCUGUACAAGUCUACAUGAUCUUACUGGGUGAUCACAAACUCAGUCUUGACCCCCUUUUGUCUCGCUGUGUCUUAACUCUUGUCCCUCUUUCAUGUGUUAUUUAUGCUUGCUGUCGCCCCAGCUGGGCUAUACAAACAAAAUGCUGAACAACAACUCGCUGUAACCGUAUCUACCUUUUAAAAAGAAAAAGCCUAUUUUUGUAUACUUUGAUGAGGACAAGCACACCUCCUACAACUCAACAAACAACAAGAUGAUGUACGAAGUGACAGAUUCAGCAUAUCUAGCACAUGGUUUCAUAUUUUCAGGACCAGCGUUAAGAUACACACAAAUAGUUUUUGUUCUUUUCUGAACUUAAUUAUGGACUUUUAAAAAAAACUGCAUUUUCCCACAGAUUGCAUUAAUUUUUUACAGCAAAUAUUUUAGAUGAAGCUGUUGGCUGAGCUGGAAGAGCAAUAUUCAAGAGCAAAACUGGUGAACCUACCUACAGUGGCUGGCAUUUAUUAGGUUUUAGAUAAAUGGCAAAAAUCAAAUAAGGUCAUUUAAAUUUGAUGAAAAUAUCCUGUCAAACUCCAUAUCAACUGUGUGUAAGGCCCAGAUGCGGCAAGUAUACCCUCUAGACAUCAAUAUUCACUAUAUAAACAUAGUUGUUAAUGCAACCUUUAGCAUAGCAUGGGUCAGAAUAAAACAUCUGGUCAACUCAGCAGCACUGAACUUGUUCAACCAGCCCACCCACUAACCAAUAAGUCAAUCAGAUGGUCAACAAAACGGCAGAUGUUCAGUCCACAAACUUCAGCAACAUAGAAACCAAUGAGAGAUUAUACUGUAUGCGACUUAAACAAUAGACAACUAAACAAUAAAAAUAUAUAAAUUGAAAACUCUGUGUCCAACCUCAUUAUUAACUGUGCUUAAUGUGUUACUGUGUAU